This is a messenger RNA of Hevea brasiliensis (rubber tree), 4218 nucleotides long. Its product is annotated as disease resistance protein At4g27190-like. The record is from RefSeq and is a predicted model, not a curated record. NCBI's taxonomy places the organism in Eukaryota, Viridiplantae, Streptophyta, Magnoliopsida, Malpighiales, Euphorbiaceae. The transcript is spliced from 6 exons. Gene Ontology annotation, molecular function: ATP hydrolysis activity; ADP binding. The coding region runs from base 1 to 4218 and encodes 1405 amino acids.
AUGGAGAUUGUGAGUUCCAUUGCAUCCAAAGUUUUCGAGCUGUUGGUUGAUCCCAUUGUGCGUCAGAUCAAAUAUGUGUUCAACUACAGUGGCAACAUCCACAAACUUGAAGAAGAAGUUGAAAAGCUCACGCAUGCAAAACAAAGGGUUGAGCACACUGUGGAGGAAGUUAAGCGCAAUCCAGUUGAAGAAGUUGAAGCUGAUGUUCCGAGGUGGUUUACUAAAGUGAAUAAUGUCACUGAAGAUGCUACUAAAAUUCUUCUUCGACAUGAAGACAAAGCAAAGAGGAGUUGCUUCAUGGGAUUGUGUCCUAAUUUGAUUAGGCGCCACCAGAUUAGUAGAAAAGCGAGCCAAGCUUUACCAAUCGUUGUUGAAGCCCGAGAAGAAGGAAAUUUUGAGAAAGUUUCCUACCGCAUCACACCACAGGGCAUAGGGGCAGUCAAAGGUUUUGAGGCCUUUGAAUCAAGAACAUCAGCCGUGGAGCAAAUCAUGAAUGCUUUAAAGGAUGCUGAUGUUAAUCUCAUUGGAGUGUAUGGAAUGGGAGGCGUGGGUAAGACCACGCUAGUGAAACAGAUUGCUGCACAAGUCAGGGAAUACGGAAUCUUCAAAUUGCAAGAAAUUGCAGAUUGGUUAGACUACAAAUUUGAUGUGGAGUCUGUUGAGGUACGAGCAGCUCGGUUGAGUGAGCGAAUCAAGAGAGAAGAGAAAAUUCUCAUAAUUGUAGAUGAUAUUUGGGCAGCAAUCAAACUGGAGGAGGUAGGAAUUCCUUAUGGCCUUGAUCAUAAAGGGAGCAAGAUACUGAUGACGUCAAGAAAUCAAUCUGUGUUGUUGGAAAUGGGAGUACAAAGAGAUAUCUUGCUUGAAGUUUUACAGUAUCAAGAAGCAUGGAAUCUAUUUGAGAAGAUUGUGGGAGAUCUUAAAGAUUCCAACUUACGACCUAUAGCUAUCGAAGUCGCAAAGAGAUGCGCAGGCUUGCCCAUUUUAAUUGUACCAGUAGCGACGGGAUUGAAAAACAAGCAAAUGUUUGAAUGGAACGAGGAGUUGGAAGGGCUUAAAAAGUUUGAUGGCCAAGGAGAUAAAGCGAGAGUUCACUCAGCCCUAGAGUUGAGUUACAAAUUUUUGAGAGAUGAAGAGAGGUCUUUGUUCCGACUUGUAGGACAGCUCCCACCUCAGGGUGGGCACCUAAUUGACUUGUUGAAAUAUAGCAUGGGGUUAGGCUUGUUUAAUCAACGCACCACACUAAAAGCAACAAGAGAUAGACUACUUAAAGCAAUCAGUGAUCUUAAAAUGUCUUGUUUGUUACUGGAAGGCGACAACCAUGAACUAGUCAAAAUGCACGAUGUAGUUCACCGCUUCGCAGCCUCAAUUGCAUCCAAGCAUCAUCAUGUCUUUACUGCAACAUAUGAAACUGAGUUGGAGGAAUGGCCGAAUAAAGGCUUCUUUGAACAAUGCACAUCAAUCUCCUUGCCAUAUUGCAAAAUCCCUAAGCUUCCUGAAGUAUUAGAAUGCCCAAAACUCGAGUCAUUUUUUAUGUUUAAUAAUUCCUUGCUCAAAAUCCCGGAGAAUUUAUUCAGUAGAAUGGAAGAGCUCAAAGUCUUGGAUUUGACGGGAAUGCACUUGUCACCACUGCCUUUAUCACUUCAAUGCCUUGAGAACCUCCAAACAUUGUGUUUGGAUGGCUGUGUUUUGGAAGACAUUUCUGCAAUCGGAGAGCUAAAACAGUUGCAAGUUCUUAGCUUCGUUCGAUCUACCAUUGUUCGGCUGCCAAGUGAAGUAAGGAAAUUGACUCGUUUGCGACUUUUGGAUUUGAGGAGAUGUCAAGGACUUGAAGUGAUUUCGCCAGAUGUCCUAUCAAGGUUAGCCCAGUUGGAGGAAUUGUACAUAGGGGACGGCUUUGUGCAAUGGAAGGGUGAAGGACAUGAUGACCCAAGAAACAAUGCUAACCUGUCAGAAUUGAAGCUUUUGUCAAAGCUGUCCACUUUAGAGGUACAUAUCAUGGAUGCAAAUAUCAUGCCCAAAGAUUUAUUUUCUGAAAAACUGGAAAGAUUUAGAGUAUUCAUCGGUGAUGAGUGGGACUGGGACUGGCACGAGUACGAGAGAUAUGCUGAUUACAGAAGCUUAAGAACGUUGAAACUCAAGCUUAGUAGAAGCGCUCUGUUGGAGAGGGUAAAAGUGUUGCUGAUGAAAACUGAAGAUUUAUAUUUGGACGACCUAACGGAUUUAAGAAGUGUCCUCUAUGAAUUAGACGACCAAGGUUUUCCUGAGUUGAAGCAUCUCCAUGUUCAAAAUAGCCUUGGUAUUCAAUAUAUCAUAGACUGGAUGAUAAUGGGCCAUUCCACUGCUUUUCCGAGGUUGGAGUCAUUAUUUAUUGACAAUUUGCAUAAUUUGGAGAAGAUCUAUUAUGGGCCUUAUAUGGUGGGGUCUUUCAGCAAUUUAAGAAAAUUAAAGGUGGGGAACUGUAAUGCAUUGAGGAGUCUCUUUUCAUUCUCUAUGUUUAAAGGCCUUGGGAAGCUUGAAGAAGUGGAUGUGAGUAGUUGCGAAAUUAUGGAAGAGAUAGUAGUUGAGGAAGGUGAAGAUGAUGAGGAAAUUAAUUUGACACAAAUACGAUCCUUGACAUUGGAUAAUCUACCUCAACUUACAAGCUUUUGUUCGCAAGGCCAAGAGAAGGUGUGCUCUGCAUCCCAAAGAAAGCAAAAGGAAGCAGCAGUUGGUACAAGCUCUAAAGAAAUUGUAUGCGAGGACGAGAUUGAAGCUCCGUUGCCACUUUUCAGCAAAAAGAUUGAAUUCCCUAAUUUGGAAGAUAUCAAAUUGUCUGGGAUUAAUGUGAAAAUGAUAUGGCCUAAUCAACAUAUAGAAUCAUCUCUAUAUAUUGAAAAAUUAACGACCUUGAUUGUGGAUGGCUGUGGGAAUCUAAACUAUCUAUUCACAUCCUCUAUUGUUGGAAGUCUCGCACAACUCAAAACACUUGAGAUAUGUGAGUGCAAAUCCAUGGAAGAAGUAAUAAUUGCAGAAGGAGAAGGUGAAAUGAUGAGCAAAAUGCUAUUCCCUAAACUACACUCGCUGAAGCUCAAAGGUCUUCCAAGAAUUGUAAGAUUUUGCACAGCUAACUUAAUUGAAUGUCCCUCCUUGAAAGUGCUGCGGGUAGAUAACUGCCCUCAUCUACAUGCUUUUCUCUCUACUUGCACAAGCAAAAAUGUGGGAACUAGCAGCGGAGUUACACAAGCGAACGCAACUCUCUUUGAUGAAAAGGUGUGGUUUCCUAAUUUGGAGGAAUUGUAUAUUAUGCACAUGCAUAAGUUGGAGAUGAUAUGGUGUGAAGAACUCCUAGCAGAUUCUUUUUCUAGAUUGAAAGUGCUACAAGUACAAUAUGGGAAACAACUACUGAAAAUUUUUCCAUCUAAGUUGUUGGGUCGAUUCCUUCAAAAUCUAGAAUCAUUGGUUGUAAAGAAUUGUGAUUCAGUGGAAGAGGUGUUUGAUCUCCGGGCAUUAGUAAGAGUAAGCGAAGUACAUGUUGUAGAGCGCAGUCAAUUGAGAGCUUUGGACAUACGGGACCUUCCAAAUUUGAAGCAAGUAUGGAACAUGGAUCCUCAUAGGAUUCUCUCCUUCUAUAACUUACGCCAGCUGUAUGCUUGGAAUUGUCCAAAUUUGAAAAGCCUCCUCCCAUUUUCAAUAGCUCUAGGUCUACCACAUCUUGAAUUGCUUAGCAUAAAUGGAUGUGGGAUGGAGGAAGUCGUCGCUAAGGAGGAAAGAGUAGAAGCGAUUACCAUUAAUCCCAAGUUUGUGUUUCGUGGACUAAAGACCUUGGUCCUUCGCCAAUUAGAAGAAUUGAGGUGUUUUUAUUCAGAAAAACACAGUUUAGAAUGUACACAGCUAAAAACUUUACGUGUGUAUGGCUGUAAAAAAUUGAAAACUUUCAAUUCAGAAUCUCAAGAAAUACUUAUGGAUGGGCAAGAGAGCCAAUUGAAGAUUCAAGUUCCGCAACCCCUUUUCGCAUUUAGAGAGAUUGUUGGCAAUUUGGAGCAAUUAGCGCUAAACAACGAGGACAUUGCAAUGAUACAGCAAAGCCACUUUCCAAUAGAUCUCUUUUUCAAACUAAAAAUUCUCGUUCUGCAAAGCUUUCAUGAUGCUUCAGCAGCUGUUAUUUCAGAGAGUUACUCCCACAUGGUGUUGUUAGUGAGGAUGCAGGGGUUCUCUUGCAGUCGCAGAUACGAUUCUUAA